Effrenium voratum is the source of this 2327-nucleotide messenger RNA. Lineage: Eukaryota; Dinophyceae; Suessiales; Symbiodiniaceae. The record is from the annotation of a GenBank genome assembly.
AGCUGCUCGACCGGGUCUUUGGCCUCGUGUCCCUGGGUGACGCUUGGAGCAUCGCUGGCGCCUCGGGCUUCAUGCGCCAUGGGCGCCGGGGGCUCCGCGGCCUGGCUGCCGGGCCUGGCGGAGCUGCUGGCGGCGGCGCCCGCGGACCUGGCGCCGCAGCUGCGGCCGCUGCUGCGGCUGCGGACGGAGCAGCUGCAGGCGGCCUUCGAAGCCUUCCGUGAGCAGGAGCGGCUGUCGCUAUCGGACGUGGCCGAGCAGCUGCAGCUGGACCAGAAAGCUGCGCGAGUGUUGCUAGCGGGCCAGAGCCACGUGCAGAGCUUCGACCUCAUGAUGCUGCUGGUGAUAGUAAGCCGCACCCAUCUUUGCACCAAGGUUCGCCUGAUCUGCUUCAUGUGGCGCCUGGACUUCGGGGCCUUCCGCCAGAUCGUGUCUUCCUUCCUCUGGGCCGUGGGGCGCCUCAGCGGCACGCGCCGGAGCGAGGCCUUGUCGGAGCCGCUGGUGGAGUCUUUGGCCUUCUGCCUCUUCCGGCCCCACGACCCGGAGAUGCCCCAGGAGGCCUUCCUGAAGCUGGCCAGCUGCCACGCGGGCGGCUUCCUGCGCCGCUUCUCCCGGGGCCCGGACGAGGUCUGCGUGCUGGGCCUCUGGCCGCGCAGGCCGCGCGAGGCGCCGGCGGCGAAGAAGCCGCCGGGCUUCCGGAAGGGCUACUUCCUGGCGGUGCCCUCAGCGAAAGAGGUGGCGCUGAGUGUAGAGCUGGAGCAGAUCAAGCUGGAGCGCAGCAAGCCCUUGGACAAGCUGGCGGUGAACACCCUAGACCUGGAGAUCCGGGAGCAGGCCAUCCAGGCGGAGCUGGCGGUGGAGGCCAAGGACGUCUUCGCGCGCCGGGAGUACCGGCGCCGGCUGCAGAAGGUGUGGCACAGGAGUCGGCCCAACUCCGCCCACUGCCGAAGGCAGCGGGUCUUGCAGGGCCGCCUUUGGACGGCCAGCAGCAGCCAUCUGGCACGGGGCGGCGUGCUGCCCUGCAACAUCACUCGGCCCAUCACGCCCGUGGAGGUGCAGGCUGCGGUGAACUCGGUGGUAUCCAGCACCUCCCAGCCCUCUCGCACCAUCAAUCAGCGGGUGCUCCAGGAGUUCGAAACCACCUUGGCCGAGCGGCCGCGGCACUCCACCGAGGAGCUGGCGGGCUCCGAGAACUCGGGGUGCAAGGAUGAGGAGAGAUGCCUCUUCAAGCACGCGGAGGUGCUGGCUGCCUUCGACCUCUACCGGAGCGACUAUUGGCUCAAGGAGGGCGGAGGCAUACGCUCGCUCCUGAAGGCCGGCUUGCCCACGCAGCAGCCCAAGCACAUGUCGAGCGCCGACAUUGCACACCGACGCAAGGUGGAGAUCGAGCUGAUGCUGCGGGAGGUGGCAGAGGAGAAGCCGUCCUCCCAAACCCCCAGCGCUUCGCAGGAGUUGACCUUGCGGGGAUUUCUCAAAGCCGUUUUCCCCUUGGCCAAAGUCUCGGACAUCAAGAUCAUGCUGCAGUGGAUCAAGCGCCCCCCGUCCGAGAGCAAUGCGAACCGCUCGGCGCACGCGGGCAAGGCGGACCUGGGCUUGCUGCGUGAGCUGAUCGACUUGUUCGACGCCAUCGACGGGGAGCACACGGGUUUGGUGCCCAUCGAGGCCGUGGAGCGGUUUCUCUCGGGGGAGAUCGUGACGCAGGGCGAGUCCGCGCGCCUCAAGAGGCGCCAGGAGAACCGUACAGGCCAGCGCUCGGUCACGAACUUCGCCACCUACCCCAACAACCCCCGCGCCGCCCUGAUCUUGAACAAGACCUUGGAGGAUCAGCCGGAGUGGCAGGUGGCAGUGCCGGAUUUCAAGGGCAAGCGCCACGCCAACAGAUCUCUGGAGCACCGCAUGGAGGCCUUGGCCCACGCCUUGGACACCGAGCUCCACGCCUUGGCUCACGGGGACGCGGUGCUGCUCAGCGAGACCAUCGAGGCUGCCAGCAACCCCUGGCACCACGGCGAGUACGUACAGGAGGAAGGCUCGGGGAGGGUGCGGCUGGUGCGGCUCUACUGGCGCUACAUGGUGGGCAGUGCGUUGGUGCAGCAGCUGCGGGGGGACCCCCCCAGGCUGGAGCUCAAGGACAACCAGUUAGAUCUGCUGGGAUUCAUGUGCGUUCUGGCGCAGGACCAGGUGAAUACCAUCUUCCCCCUGAGCCGGCCGCUUCCUUCAGCCAGUCAGAUACGGCGACUAGCCUACGCCUUCGACUGACUGAGAAAUUCGGUGCACGAGUCGCAGGAACCUGCAUGAUUGCACCUCCAGUUGCAGCCUUCGCAAACCCCAGA